Messenger RNA from Lottia gigantea (owl limpet), 675 nucleotides. RefSeq lists its product as hypothetical. The transcript is spliced from 2 exons. Lineage: Eukaryota; Metazoa; Mollusca; Gastropoda; Lottiidae. The annotation marks the transcript as partial. The record is from RefSeq and is a predicted model, not a curated record.
GUAAGAAACCCUACCUUACCUCAACACAGCCCUGUAGGAAACCCUACCCUAGCUCAACACAGCCCUUUGAGAAACCCUACCCUAGCUCAACACAGCCCUUUGAGAAACUCUACCCUAGCUCAACACAGCCCUUUGAGAAACCCUACCUUAGCACAACACAGCCCUAGAAACCAUACCCUAGCUCAACACAGCCCUCUGAGAAACCCUACCUUUCCUCAACACAGCCCUGUGAGAAACCCUACCUUAGCUCAACACAGCCCUUUGAGAAACCCUGCCCUAGCUCAACACAGCCCUUUGAGAAACCCUACCCUAGCUCAACACAGCCCUUUGAGAAGCCCUACCCUAGCUCAACACAGCCCUCUGAGAAACCAUACCCUAGCUCAACACAGCCCUUUGAGAAACCAUACCCUAGCUCAACACAGCCCUGUGAGAAACCCUACCCUAGCUCAACACAGCCCUGUGAGAAACCCUAGUCUACCUCAACACAGCCCUUUGAGAAACCCUACCCUACCUCAACACAGCCCUGUGAGAAACCCUACCCUACCUCAACACAGCCCUGUGAGAAACCCUACCCUAGCUCAACACAGCCCUGUGAGAAACCCUACCCUACCUCAACACAGCCCUGUGAGAAACCCUACCCUAGCUCAACACAGCCCUGUGAGAAACCCUUCCCCA